GAAAAUUUCAUGGAAGUAAUUCGAAACCAGGAAUUUGUAUUAUUACCAGCCAGUGAAAUUGCAAAGCUCUUAGCCAGUGAUGACAUGAACAUUCCUAAUGAGGAGACAAUAUUGAACGCACUUCUUACUUGGGUUCGUCAUGAUUUGGAACAGAGACGGAAAGAUCUCAGUAAACUUUUGGCUUAUAUUAGGCUACCUCUUCUUGCACCACAGUUCCUAGCAGACAUGGAAAAUAAUGCACUUUUUCGAGAUGAUAUAGAAUGUCAGAAACUAAUUAUGGAAGCAAUGAAGUAUCACUUACUACCAGAGAGACGGCCCAUGUUACAGAGUCCUCGGACAAAACCUAGGAAGUCAACUGUUGGUACAUUAUUUGCAGUUGGAGGAAUGGAUUCAACAAAAGGAGCAACAAGCAUUGAAAAGUAUGAUCUUCGUACAAAUAUGUGGACUCCUGUAGCAAAUAUGAAUGGGCGGAGGCUGCAGUUCGGCGUUGCAGUGUUAGAUGACAAACUGUACGUGGUUGGAGGAAGAGAUGGACUGAAGACGUUGAAUACUGUAGAAUGCUACAACCCUAAAACAAAAACUUGGAGUGUGAUGCCUCCUAUGUCUACACAUAGGCAUGGCCUUGGCGUGGCUGUACUGGAAGGUCCCAUGUAUGCAGUAGGAGGACAUGAUGGGUGGAGCUAUCUGAAUACAGUGGAAAGAUGGGACCCUCAGGCGCGCCAGUGGAACUUUGUUGCUACUAUGUCCACUCCCAGGAGCACAGUUGGUGUGGCUGUACUAAGUGGAAAACUUUAUGCAGUUGGUGGUCGUGAUGGAAGUUCCUGUCUCAAGUCAGUAGAAUGUUUUGAUCCUCAUACUAAUAAGUGGACACUGUGUGCACAAAUGUCAAAAAGGAGAGGGGGAGUAGGAGUCACUACCUGGAAUGGAUUGCUGUAUGCCAUUGGAGGACACGACGCGCCUGCGUCCAACUUGACUUCCAGGCUGUCUGACUGCGUGGAGAGAUAUGAUCCUAAAACAGAUAUGUGGACUGCAGUGGCUUCUAUGAGCAUCAGCAGAGAUGCUGUGGGGGUCUGUUUACUUGGUGAUAAAUUAUAUGCUGUUGGAGGGUAUGAUGGACAGACUUACCUUAAUACAGUGGAGGCUUAUGAUCCCCAGACAAAUGAGUGGACUCAGCGUGUUUUCUCACUACUAGAAAAGACUUGGCUUGGCACACCAAUACAGUUUACCUGGCAGAAAACAUCAGGAAACUAUCUUGCAGUAACAGGAGCUGAUCAUAUUGUGAAAAUCUUUGAUCGCCAUGGUCAAAAAAGAAGUGAAAUCAACUUAUCUGGUAACUGUGUUGCUAUGGAUUGGGACAAGAAUGGAGAUAUUCUAGCAGUGAUUGCUGAGAAAUCCAGUUGCAUUUAUCUAUGGGAUGCCAACACAAACAAAACCAGUCAGUUAGAGAGUGGCUUGAGGGAUCAAUUGUCUUUCCUUCUUUGGUCAAAAUUUGGAAGUUUCCUGGCCGUUGGAACUGUUAAAGGAAAUUUGCUAAUUUAUAAUCAUCAGACAUCUCGAAAGAUUCCUGUCAUUGGAAAACAUACUAAGAGAAUCACAUGUGGAUGUUGGAAUGCAGAAAACAUGCUUGCUUUAGGUGGUGAAGAUAAAAUGAUUACAGUUAGUAAUCAGGAAGGUGACACAAUAAGACAGAUACCAGUGAGAUCGGAGCCUAGUGACAUGCAGUUUUCCAUGAUGAAGACUAAUGACCGAACCUCCGCUGCUGAAAGCACAAUAAGUGUAGUGGUUGGCAAGAAAACUUUGUUUCUUUUUAAUCUGAAUGAACCAGAUAACCCAGUUGAUAUGGAGUUUCAGCAACACUAUGGCAACAUUGUCUGCUACAGCUGGUACGGUGAUGGCUACAUCAUGAUUGGUUUUUCUCGUGGAAAUUUUGUGGUCAUUUCCACUCAUAUUCGAGAGAUCGGUCAAGAGAUAUUUCAGGCUCAUGACCAUAAAGACAAUCUAACCAGUAUUGCAGUAUCACAGACCCUUAACAAAGCUGCUACGUGUGGUGAUAACUGCAUUAAAAUCCAUGACUUGGCCGAAUUAAGAGACAUGUAUGCUAUAGUCAGCCUGGAUGAUGAACAUAAAGGGCUGGGCACCUUGUCCUGGACAGAUGAUGGCCAGCUGCUGGCACUGUCCACCCAGAGGGGCUCACUGCACGUGUUCCUGACCAAGCUCCCCAUCCUUGGAGAUGCCUGCAGCACCAGGAUUGCAUACCUCACCUCCCUCCUUGAAGUCACCGUAGCCAACCCUGUUGAAGGAGAACUGCCAAUCACAGUUUCUGUCGCCGUGGAGCCCAACUUUGUAGCAGUGGGACUUUAUCACCUGGCUGUGGGAAUGAAUAAUCGAGCUUGGUUUUAUGUCCUUGGCGAGAAUGCUGUUAAAAAAUUGAAAGAUGUGGAAUAUCUGGGGACAGUAGCCAGUGUUUGCCUUUAUUCUGACUAUGCGUCUGCACUUUUUGAAGGCAAAGUCCAAUUACAUCUGAUAGAAAGUGAAAUGUUGGAUGCUCAAGAAGAACGUGAGACGCGACUUUUCCCAGCAGUGGAUGAUAAGUGCCGUAUUUUAUGUCAUGCCUUAACUGGUGAUUUCCUCAUCUAUGGCACAGAUACUGGUGUUAUUCAGUAUUUCUACAUUGAAGACUGGCAGUUUGUUAAUGAUUAUCGACAUCCCGUCAGUGUGAAAAAGAUUUUUCCUGACCCAAAUGGGACCAGAUUAGUUUUCAUUGAUGAAAAAAGUGAUGGAUAUGUCUACUGUCCAGUUAAUGAUGCUACCUAUGAGAUUCCAGAUUUUUCGCCAACCAUUAAAGGUGUUCUUUGGGAAAACUGGCCAAUGGAUAAAGGUGUAUUUAUCGCCUACGAUGACGAUAAGGUAUACACAUAUGUCUUUCACAAGGACACUAUCCAAGGAUCCAAGGUCAUUCUGGCUGGUGGCACCAAAGUUCCUUUCUCUCAUAAACCUUUGCUGUUAUAUAAUGGAGAGUUGACCUGCCAGACCCAGAGUGGAAAAAUAAACAACAUCUACCUUAGCACUCACCGCUUCCUCGACACUUUAAAAGAGGUGGGGCCUCAUGAACUGAGGCAGGUGCUGACACAGACUUUAAUGCUAAAAAGGUUUUCUGAUGCCUGGGAACUGUGCAAGAUUCUCAAUGAUCAGGCUGCCUGGAAUGAACUGGCCAGAGCCUGUCUACACCACAUGGAAGUGGAGUUUGCAAUCCGUGUUUAUCGGACUAUUGGAAACGUUGGCAUGGUGAUGUCCUUGGAACAAAUAAAGGGAAUAGAGGACUACAAUCUUCUGGCAGGACAUCUUGCCAUGUUCAGCAAUGACUUCAACCUGGCUCAGGACCUGUACCUGGCAUCCAGCUGCCCUGUUGCCGCCCUUGAGAUGAGAAGGGAUUUGCAGCACUGGGACAGUGCUCUACAACUGGCAAAACGUUUAGCCCCAGACCAAAUACCGUUUAUAUCAAAAGAAUAUGCUAUUCAGCUUGAAUUCACAGGUGAUUAUGUAAAUGCUUUGGCUCAUUAUGAGAAAGGAAUAACAGGUGAUAAUAAGGAACACGAUGAGGUGUGCCUGGCUGGCGUGGCCCAGAUGUCCAUAAGAAUGGGAGACAUCCGCCGAGGGGUCAACCAAGCCCUCAAGCACCCCAGCAGGGUCCUUAAGAGAGACUGUGGAGCCAUCCUGGAGAACAUGAAGCAAUUUUCAGAAGCAGCUCAACUGUAUGAAAAAGGUCUCUACUAUGACAAAGCAGCAUCUGUGUACAUCCGCUGUAAGAACUGGGCAAAAGUUGGUGAGCUUCUGCCUCAUGUUUCUUCUCCAAAGAUUCACUUGCAGUAUGCCAAAGCUAAAGAAGCAGAUGGAAGAUACAAAGAAGCUGUUGUGGCUUAUGAGAACGCAAAACAGUGGAACAGUGUGAUCCGCAUCUACCUGGACCACCUCAACAAUCCAGAAAAGGCUGUCAGUAUUGUCAGAGAGACCCAGUCCCUGGAAGGAGCCAAGAUGGUAGCCAGAUUUUUUCUACAGCUUGGUGACUACGGAUCUGCCAUCCAAUUUCUUGUUAUAUCCAAAUGUAAUAACGAAGCUUUCACACUGGCUCAGCAACACAACAAAAUGGAAAUCUAUGCAGACAUUAUUGGUUCUGAAGAUACCACUAAUGAGGACUAUCAAAGCAUAGCCUUAUAUUUUGAAGGAGAAAAAAGACAUUUUCAGGCUGGAAAAUUCUUCUUGCUGUGUGGCCAGUAUUCACGAGCACUUAAACACUUCCUGAAAUGUCCAAGCUCAGAAGAUAAUGCAGCAAUAGAAAUGGCCAUUGAAACUGUUGGUCAGGCCAAAGAUGAACUGCUGACCAGUCAACUGAUAGACCAUCUUAUGGGAGAGAGUGAUGGCAUGCCCAAG
Molecule: messenger RNA, 4428 nt
Organism: Budorcas taxicolor (takin)
Lineage: Eukaryota; Metazoa; Chordata; Mammalia; Artiodactyla; Bovidae
Product: WD repeat-containing protein 19-like
Exons: 34
Biological process (GO): intraciliary retrograde transport; cilium assembly
Cellular component (GO): intraciliary transport particle A; cilium
Molecular function (GO): protein binding
Source: RefSeq, a predicted model, not a curated record